Papaver somniferum (opium poppy) is the source of this 1047-nucleotide messenger RNA. RefSeq lists its product as uncharacterized. The coding region runs from base 1 to 1047 and encodes 348 amino acids. The transcript has a single exon. NCBI's taxonomy places the organism in Eukaryota, Viridiplantae, Streptophyta, Magnoliopsida, Ranunculales, Papaveraceae. The record is from RefSeq and is a predicted model, not a curated record.
AUGUCCAAGUUCUUAAAAGAGAUGUGCACUGUCAAGAGAGACGCGAGUGUCCAUAAAAAGGCAUUUUUGACCCAACAAGUUAGUUCCAUAAUCUCACAAAAGUAUCCAGUGAAAUUUAAAAAUCCUGGUUGUCCUACUGUCACAUGUGUCAUAGGUAGCCAGAAGAUAGAAAAUGCUCUUUUAGAUUUUGGGGCUAGUGUGAAUCUUUUACCGUUCUCGGUAUAUGAACAACUUGGACUAAGUGAGAUGAAACCAACUAGGAUAACUCUACAGUUAGCCGAUAGGUCAGUCAAAAUCCCACGUGGAAUUAUUGAAGAUGUUUUGGUUCAGUUAGAAAACUUUAUCUAUCCAGUUGACUUUGUGAUUUUAGACACUCAACCUAUCUCUAGUCAAGAUAUCAAUAUCCCAAUCAUCCUAGGUCGUCCGUUUCUAUCCACUGCAAAUGCAGUGAUACAUUGUCAAACUGGCCUAGUAGAAUUUUCAUUUGGGAAUCAGAAAAUCUCGGUGGACGUUUUUAAGGAAUUACAAUCCCCACCGGUCCCCGAAAACUAUGAGUCUAUAUGCAUGAUUGAUUUUCUAGUUGAGAAUACCUUUAACACCAAUAGUGUUAGCGAUCCUUUAGAGGCGUGCUUGGACCACUUUGGAGCCUACUAUGAUGAGGAUAGUCAUUUUAAAGAAGUUAAUGCGUUGUUAGAUUCUGCGCCAGUAAUGAAUUAUGGAAUUGGUAAUGAGAAUACUCUUCCUGCCAUAAUUGCCUCUGAAUUGGAGCCUGAUCAGAAAAGUAGACUAGUUAGUGUUCUCCGAGAGCACAAGACUGCAAUAGGGUGGACUAUAAUAGAUUCGAAAGGAAUUAGUUCUCCUGAUUGUAUGCACCACAUCUACCUAGAAGAAGGUGCCAAAACCUCAAGAGAAAUGCAGAGACGUUUAAAUCCGAAUAUGAAGGAAGUUGUCUGCACUGAGUUUCUUAAGUUAUUAGAUACCCCAUCUCUGAUAGUAAAUGGGUCAGCCAUGUCCAGGUUGUCCCAAAGAAGUCUGGGAUUACAGUAG